Vitis vinifera (wine grape) is the source of this 1101-nucleotide messenger RNA. Its product is annotated as pre-mRNA cleavage factor Im 25 kDa subunit 1. Lineage: Eukaryota; Viridiplantae; Streptophyta; Magnoliopsida; Vitales; Vitaceae. The record is from RefSeq and is a predicted model, not a curated record. Gene Ontology annotation, cellular component: mRNA cleavage factor complex. Bases 1 to 876 code for a protein of 291 amino acids. The transcript is spliced from 7 exons. Gene Ontology annotation, molecular function: mRNA binding.
AUGAGAGACAUAUGGGUGAAUAUGAGUAACCCUUCGCCAUUACUCCCUGUCCAUUUGGGCCAUAUCACCCACAUCCCUUCUUGGACCGCCACGUCCAAAGUCACCCAACAUUCGGACAUUGUGCUGCGUCACAGACCCGUCUGCUACUUCGCUUCUCCACAGCGCUUUUUCCUUUCUCGGUUGUUCUCGGCCUUCCCCCAAGCCUUGUCUCUGAUUUUCAGGAUGAAUUAUGAAAUGGGUUCAUCUGCAGAUGGUGAUCGGAGCAGCAGCGGUGACAGUAGUAAUCAUGUUCUGGACAUUUACCCUCUCAGUUGUUACUACUUUGGUUCUAAAGACCCCCUUCUCCUCAAGGAGGAAACCUUGGCUGAUCGAAUUCUCAGAAUGAAAUCCAACUAUUCUAGAUAUGGGUCGAGGACUUGUGUGGUGGCAGUUAUUCUGGUUGAGUUGUUCAAGCAUCCUCAUUUGUUGCUAUUGCAAGUGAAAAAUUCCUUCUUUAAGCUUCCUGGUGGUCGCUUAAGACCAGGUGAAUCAGAGAUAAAUGGAUUGAAACGUAAGUUAUCACGCAAACUUUCUGUCAAUGAAGAUGGAGAUGGAUCUGACUGGGAGGUAGGAGAAUGUCUUGGGAUGUGGUGGAGGCCUGACUUUGAAACAUUGUUGUAUCCAUAUUUACCACCUAAUGUAAAAAAUCCUAAGGAAUGUACAAAACUCUUUCUUGUAAAGUUACCACCAAGUCGGAAGUUCAUCGUACCAAAAAACCUAAAAUUGCUUGCAAUUCCAUUGUGCCAGCUCCAUGAAAAUGACAAGACAUAUGGACCGAUAAUAGCAGGAGUCCCGCAGCUGCUGUCUAAAUUUUCCUUCAACAUCAUUGAUUCUUGAAGUAGAUUUUUCAACAGGGAUAAGGUAAAUAUAUAGGAGCCAGAUGGAGUCAUGUGUUUCUGGAAGGUUUUUAUAUUAAAGAGCAUUUGAUUCUAAUGAACUGGAGACCCAUGUAAACACUAUAGCUUUCACAGGUAGUAGUGGUGAUGAAAUUGUAAUAUUGAGAACAAAGAUAUAACUGUUAGUUUCAUACUUGAAUGUGAAUCUUUUAUUUGAAUGCUUCAA